Messenger RNA from Pseudomassariella vexata, 1410 nucleotides. RefSeq lists its product as uncharacterized. The record is from RefSeq and is a predicted model, not a curated record. The transcript has 3 exons. Lineage: Eukaryota; Fungi; Ascomycota; Sordariomycetes; Amphisphaeriales; Pseudomassariaceae. Bases 92 to 1090 code for a protein of 332 amino acids.
UGCCUUGUCGAACACCAAUGGGCUCGAAAUACAAGGCACCUGCUGUUCACACCCUUACGUUCGCCAACUUCGCUGUCGUGCCUGACACACGAUGGCUAUUUCUACAGGCUCUCAGGCUCCGUUCCCGCAGUCAUGUGCUCCGAACAAAGAACUUUUGAAGCCUUCUGAUAUCAGCAUACCAACCCCUACACAUCUACAUGAGAACGAUGCACAUUAUAUAGCACAUAUACCUGGAGAUCCCGCAGUUAAUCUUCUACUCAACGAGGUCCGCGACUAUUUGUCCAAUCAACUGGAAACUCCACUCCUGGACGAACUUUACGAUCAUCUUUGGCUAGUUGCCAGGAAAUCCGGCCAAAACAUUGACGCGCUCCAUAGGCAAAGAGUCAAGGGCCGAAGCAUUGUCCCUGCGGAAGACCCUAGACUUCAUCUCGUCUGGGGCGGCGGCAAAAUCUACAUAAAGCCCAUUCCAGUUUUCCUCCUCAACCAUGAUUUUUGGACUAUGUAUCUACAUCCUAGGAUGGGGGAAACUUCUGCGCCGUAUUCCCAAGGACAUUCCCAAGGACAUUCCCAAGCUUCUACUUCAGCCUUCGACCGCUCGGUUGCACUAGGGUUUUUGCGGUCAUAUGCGCUGCUCGUACCGCAUCGCCUCGACUUCAUGUUGGCGAAGGAGUCUUAUCUGAUCCCUGAGGAUGUCGACUGGCUCCUGUGGUCAAGUUUCAUCCGCCACUUUCGCGACCUCGGAGACGAGAGUGUUGCAAAGCGAUACCACUACGGACAGCUACGUCUCUCGCGACUGGACUGGGCCGUCCGAAUAUUUCGUCCCCAGCACACCAGCACGAUCUGGUUCUACGAAAUUCCUCAGUGGUCUCACACCGAUUUCGUGGCGAGAGCGACCCUGCCUUUGCUGUUCGUGUUUGCCAGUGUUUCCCUCGCUCUUUCGUCGAUGCAAGUUGCUCUCUCUGUGCCAGGAGAUGAGCUAUGGCCUCAAGGACUCAGCGAAUCUGGAAAACGAGAUAUGCAACGGGCGUUUUGGAUGUUCUCCGUUGUCGUGGUACUAUUGUGGGUAGUGGCUCGAUUUAUGGGACAGUGAGAGGUCUGGAAGUCGAUGGCUCUGAGUGGCCAUGUAGCUAGCUAUUCGGCGACGGAUUAGGAGGAUUAGCGUUAAGCUAUAGUAAAGGUUGAAAAUCCCCUUCGUUAGUAAUUACUAGAAUACCUACGUAUUUGUAGGUAUUGCUUGUUCGUUUGGUCUUCGGCUAAGAGCAUCUACUCUUCUGUUUUCGCUACCUUUGUAAUAGAUAAUCUUAAAGUUAUAUUCUGUUAAGGACUCUACCCAUUUAUUGUAUCGUGUAUCUAGAUUCUCAGUUAUUGUAAAUACUCUGAUGGGCUGGGGAAACUACAAGCUAAACGGGC